This is a messenger RNA of Myxocyprinus asiaticus (Chinese sucker), 3298 nucleotides long. RefSeq names its product nuclear transcription factor Y subunit alpha-like. Gene Ontology annotation, biological process: regulation of transcription by RNA polymerase II. The transcript is spliced from 9 exons. The record is from RefSeq and is a predicted model, not a curated record. Lineage: Eukaryota; Metazoa; Chordata; Actinopteri; Cypriniformes; Catostomidae. Gene Ontology annotation, cellular component: CCAAT-binding factor complex. The coding region runs from base 366 to 1406 and encodes 346 amino acids. Gene Ontology annotation, molecular function: DNA-binding transcription factor activity, RNA polymerase II-specific; RNA polymerase II cis-regulatory region sequence-specific DNA binding.
AUUUGUACAUUUUUGUAUUAACCUGCUGUUUUAGAAGCAUCACUUUUGCGUUUAAAUACUUUAUUAGGUAACAAGAAAUAUGCAAAGAAUGUAAUGCAACACAGUAUAGCUAGGGUAUUAAUUUAAUAAACUGUUAAUAGUGGGUACAAAGUUGCAGAAAGGCUAAUUGCUGGGUUUAAAUGUUAAAUUAAUAUUAUAUUUUGAAUAUUUGAAUUUAGUUUCUUAUUAAAAUUCAUAAUCAGAUCACUGGCAUCAUUCGCAAAUACUUGAAUGUAAAGUGAUAAAGUCCUGCUCUAAAACUUGUUUGGAUUUGUGUUCUGUGCUCAUAACUCCACUCAUAAAACCACAGCAGUCAAACUGCAAACAUGGAGCAGUACACUACCACCACGACAACUAGUGGAGAGCAGAUAGUGGUGCAGACCAGCAGCGGGCAGAUUCAACAACAGGGCACAUUGACUGCGGUCCAGUUGCAGACUGAGCCUCAGGUAGGCCAGACUGCAGCCCAGCAGGUCCUUCAGGUAGUCCAAGGGCAGCCUCUUAUGGUACAAGUCAGUGGGGGUCAGCUCAUCACUUCCUCUGGGCAGCCCAUAAUGGUACAGGCCAUGACAGGAGCGCAGGGUCAAACCAUAAUGCAGGUACCGGUAUCUGGUACACAAGGGCUGCAGCAGAUUCAGUUGGUACAGCCAGGUCAGAUCCAGCUUCCAGGUGGACAGACAUUACAGCUACAGGGUCAGCAAGGACAGACCCAACAGAUCAUCAUUCAACAGCCACAGACUGCAGUCACUGCAGGACAGAACCAGGGUCAGCAGCAGAUCACUGUACAGGGACAGCAGGUGGCCCAAACAGCAGAAGGACAGACCAUUGUUUACCAGCCUGUUAACGCUGACGGAACCAUCCUACAGCAGGGAAUGAUCACCAUUCCAGCAGCCUCUUUAGCAGGAGCCCAGUUAGUAUCAGCUGGAACCAACACAAACACAACUAACACUGGUCAGGGCACAGUGACGGUCACUCUCCCCAUGGCAGGAAACAUGGUCAACGCUGGAGGAAUGGUCAUGAUGGUCCCAGGGAGUGGGGGGUCGGUUCCCGCCAUGCAGCGUAUCCCUCUUCCUGGAGCAGAGAUGCUAGAGGAGGAGCCUCUGUACGUCAACGCUAAACAAUAUCACAGGAUCCUCAAGAGAAGACAAGCCCGUGCCAAACUAGAGGCAGAGGGCAAGAUACCCAAAGAGAGAAGAAAAUACCUGCACGAGUCCCGUCAUCGUCACGCCAUGGCCAGGAAACGUGGGGAUGGUGGGCGCUUCUUCUCUCCGAAGGAAAAGGAGGAAAUGGCCAUGCAAGCCUUUAAGGUGAGCGAGGGGCUCGAGCUCAGCUCUCAUUGGCCAGCCAUCUCUGCCCCACCCCUGGGGUAACCUAAUGACAGGUUUUUCAUCCAAUCCCAGCCUGUCCAUCAACUGAAAGACUGAAAUCACUGUAUACACACCUAAUUUAAUUUACAACAUCCAUACCCUGUGGCUCCGUGUCCAAGCUACCUCAUGCAUCUGUUACAUACUCAUGUCUGAACUGUGUCUGUAUGUGAGUUUAUUGACUUUUCCAACAAAUUAAACUGAGCAUACAUACUAAGAUCUUAGUAUAUAUGUUCUUGUCUAUGAUGUACACAAAUACAAUGUAAACAUUAGUCCCCAUGUUUGUAACUUCCAUGCUGCCUUGUAGCUUUUUAAUUAUUAAGGGAUAGUUUGACGUUUUGGUUAUUUUACUACUUUUUUUUUUACUGCCCAUAAUUACCUUUGUAUGAAGCUUAAUGGCAUAGUUAAUUUAAAAAUGUAAAAAUUGCAAUUCCAUCAUCAAUUAUUCACCCUCAUUUUGUUCCAAAACCAUAUGACUUUCUUCUCUGGAACUCAAAAAGGAAAGUUAGGCAGUGUGUUAGCCUCAGUCACCAUUCACUCUUAGUGCAUCUUUUUCCAUACAAUGAAAGUGAAUGAUGACUGAGGCUGUUAUUCUGCCUAACAUCUCCUUUUGUGUUCAGAGGAAGAAAGUCAUAUGAUUUUGGAACAGCGUGAGGGUGAGUAAAUGAUGACAGAAUUUUCAUUUUGGGUGAACUAGCCCUUUAAAGAAAUAACACUUUACAAUAAGAUUCCAUUCAUUAAAAUGAGUAAAUGCAUUGAGUAUCAUGAACACUGAACAAUAUGUUAUUUACAGCAUUUAUUAAGCUUAGUUCAUUUUAGUUAAUAAAAAUACAAAUGUUCAUUGUUAGUUCAUGUUAGUUCAUAGUCCAUUAACUGAUGUUAAUAAAUACAGCAUUUGAUUUUAAAAAUGCAUUAGUAAAUGUUGAAAUUAUCAUUAACCAAAAUUAACAAAUGCUGUAAAAGAAUUGUUCAUUGUUAGUUCAUGUUAACUCAUGUUGUUAAUUUAUGUUAACAAAUGAAAACUUAUUGUAAAGUGUUACUGAAAUAACUUAUGUUAGACCACUGCUAAAUAUCUAGAAAUUUAAAGAAACUUAAAAAAAGAUUCAGAUGUAAACAUGGGUGAUUAACAUUGUCAGGGUAAAAUUUGAUCAAGAUUUCUUUUCUAAACUGUUUGACUUCUACUUUAAGGGGAAAUCUUCAACCUUGGCUUUUUUUCUUUUUUUUUUCUUUUUCUUUUCUGUCUGCAUUUCUUCUGUUUGUCCUACCAUGCUGUAAAUUUCUAGCCAGACUGCUUUUGUUACUCACUGGAUGCUGAGAUGUAUUAAGCUUCGUGUUUGUUUGUCCUCUUUAGUCUUACUUUUAUUUAGUUAGUUUAUUGGAUCUGUUUUUAUUUGUAAUGUAUGGCUUGGCUUUCACCCUUAAAUGCUCUUCUGUUGUUGCCCAGAGCUGUCUCUUUAUUAUCAUUUCUACCAUUUCAUGUUUCUUCCAUAGUGGGCUGUAAGUGAGCUCUUGAUUACUUUUACAUUGCAUUUAUGUUUAUUACUUGAUGAGAGAUGCCCUUUUUAUGCAAAUAAACCAUUGUUCUCCAUUUAUACAUGAUUAGUUAUCACUUUUUUACUCUAUAUGCACAUAUAGAGAACUCUUUUCUCUUUCAAUGUGAAAUAUCAGUGUUAGGGUUUCAUUUGUAAAAAUGUAAGUGAAUUUUAGGAUCAUUAAUAGAUAAAUAAACCACAUAGACUGUUUGAUUUACAGUGGAAUCCAAAAGUCUGAGACCACUAGUGAUCAUUUUUGUAUUUUUCUAACUAAAAAGAAAGUUUUUCAGAACAAAUUAUAUCAGUGGCAUAACAAUUUAAGUGAAAAGAAUUGAUAGUGUUCCAUAGAGCAAGUAAGCAAGGGAA